GGGAGGUGAGGCGGUGAGAGGGUGUGGGUUGGAGGCAGUCAGGCAGAAGGCAAGGCCUUGAAUCAGUUGAAUGCUGGGUGUUACUUGAGGUAUUCGACUCGGAAGUUCUAUAACGAUCAGGGUGAAACAGAGAAUGAGCAUGGAAACCAAGUUGAUGCUGGAAAGAGUUUUCACCAACUUGUUGUAGGAAUAUACUAUCCCGAACCGCAACCAAUUUGACCGUAUAUAAGGAGCCUCCCCACCACCUCACUGUCAACUUCACUUCUCUUAGUGAUCAAAACUUUACAAUCAUCUAAUUAACCCACAAGGUUCAACAUAAAAUGGCUUCUUCUUUUGAUCCACGAAGCAAACCAAGCUGGAAAGUACCAGAUAGAGAAAAUGUCCUCGAAUUAAUAAUCGUACACAGCGCAAUUUACACCAUGCUGAUGGAUCAGACCGCCCCAACAUCCUCCAUUAGACUUGAAGAUGCCGAUUAUCACGAGGUCAAAAACCUCUCUGUCAAGGAAGUAGAGGAGAAACUUGAAGCUCUCAAGAAAAAAUUAGAUGAUGCGGAAUUUAGUUUGAUUUCACGAGGCAAGUCCAACCAGACCUAUCGUGCUUGUAGCGAUGGUGUCAAACGUUAUGCGCUGAAGGAUAUAAAUAAAUGCUUUAAACCAAGAGCUGAAAAAAGAGAAGCCAUCCGUUAUAUGAUUGAUCUUAUUAUCCAGUCCUUCAAAGAAGAAAAACGACCUACACUUGCUAAGCUGAACACGUCGAGCUCAGCUCUUGAUGACAUAUGUUGCGCUAUAGGUUGCACCAGAUCAAGUCUUAAUGUAGAUCCUAGUGUAAGAGGCGUUGUUGGAGGUCUGCUUUCGAUCAAGAUUGGAAAGUACAAAACCUUGUGUACACGCAGGGAUGAUGGGGAACCCAUCCCGCCUUUUAUGCAUUCAGAUAUUAUUUUGAAGAAUCGAGGAGCCAAGUUCGUAUUGGUGGUGGAAAAGAAAUCCGCUUUUAAUACUCUCAUGCAAGACAAGUUUUACGUUGAUUAUCCAUGUAUAAUCAUCACUGGAAUAGGAAUGCCGGAGGUGGGGAGCAGAAGUUUUCUAAACGUAUUGUCGGAGAAGUUUAAGAUUCCAGUGUAUGGCCUUUUCGACUGUGAUCCAGCUGGCAUCGAAAUUUUAUCGGUUUAUGCUGCUGGGUCGUACAAUCAAUCGUACGAUAGUGUGAAUUUGAGUUGCCCGUUUAUGAUGUGGUUGGGUGUUUGGCCGAGUGACCUACAUGCGCUUAAAAUACCCUGCAAGGAUUUAACUUCAGAGGAGAUUAGAAAAGUAAACACUCUUUUGGAAAAAGAUUUUGUGAAAGAGUAUCCGACAUUGCUUGAGGAGCUGCAACUUAUGAAGAAAAAGAAGAGAAAGGCGAACCUUGAAGCUUUGGAGGAGUUUGGGCGCACUUGUUUGACCAAGUACUAUUUGCCAUAUAAGUUGAAGUAUCUCUUGACCGACACCGACUAAAGCAACAGAUAUGUAGAAAUUCAUAUUACAUUUUUUUAAUCAAGCUUUUUUUUUGUAGCAUUUUUGUUUUUUGUUUUUUUUAUUGUUUUUGGAGAAUGUAGAAUUUGAUGAUUUAUAUUAAUAGUACCAUUGGUGCGUCUUAUUAUAAUUUUGAAAUACUAAUAAAGCUUUGUGGGAGUUUUUCUGGCUUUGCAGCCAUUUUGCUAACUUUUGGGUCUUCGUGUGUUCCUAAUUUUGUUAUGUUCCUAAUUUUGCUAGCUAAAAUCGUCGAUUCAAUUAGUCCAAAACAAAAAAACAAAAAAUCCUCAAAUCAAAAUAUGGGCACAAUGCGACCGAGAUCCCCCUCUGCCUCCCCUCCCUGUCCGCCCGCAUUUUUCUCGACGGCUGCUUCCUUCGCUACCACAACUACAGCUUCUACUCCGAAGCUUCCGUCCUGGCCGUCGACGCCGUCGUCUGCGGCGGAGAUGGCGCAGCGGUGUUUAAGGA
Rosa chinensis is the source of this 1976-nucleotide messenger RNA. Its product is annotated as DNA topoisomerase 6 subunit A-like. Gene Ontology annotation, molecular function: DNA binding; DNA topoisomerase type II (double strand cut, ATP-hydrolyzing) activity. The coding region runs from base 321 to 1490 and encodes 389 amino acids. Gene Ontology annotation, biological process: reciprocal meiotic recombination; meiotic DNA double-strand break processing; meiotic DNA double-strand break formation. NCBI's taxonomy places the organism in Eukaryota, Viridiplantae, Streptophyta, Magnoliopsida, Rosales, Rosaceae. The record is from RefSeq and is a predicted model, not a curated record. The transcript is spliced from 2 exons. Gene Ontology annotation, cellular component: nuclear chromosome.